This is a messenger RNA of Strongylocentrotus purpuratus (purple sea urchin), 1537 nucleotides long. Its product is annotated as serine/threonine-protein phosphatase 6 regulatory ankyrin repeat subunit B-like. The transcript has a single exon. The record is from RefSeq and is a predicted model, not a curated record. Gene Ontology annotation, molecular function: protein binding. NCBI's taxonomy places the organism in Eukaryota, Metazoa, Echinodermata, Echinoidea, Camarodonta, Strongylocentrotidae. The coding region runs from base 233 to 1537 and encodes 434 amino acids.
UCAGCAAGGAUCUGAUGUAAACAAGGGCGAUGCCAUGGGUUGGACUCCAUUUAAUGCUGCAGUUCAAAAUGGUCAUCUACUAGCGGUCGAGUAUCUCAUGUCUAAGGGGGCGAAGCAGAACACAUGCGACGGGAUGACCCCAGUCUACGCUGCAGCGUAGUUUGGUCAUUUAGACAUCAUCAAAUUCUUCAUAUCAGAUGGAGCUGUUGUGAACGAAGAAGAUGAUAAAGGGAUGAUUUCUCUCCACGGUGCCGCUUUUGGAGGCCACAUAGAUGUCAUGAAAUAUCUAAUUCGGCAAGGUUCUGAUGUCAACAAGAAUGAUUGCAGAGGUCGGGCGCCAUUACAUGCUGCAGUCAAAAACGACCAUUUAGAAGUUGUCAAUUUUCUCUUGGGGAAAGGAGCCGAGGGCACCACAUUUUACGGUUUGACCCCGCUUUACAUCGCAACACAGUCUGACCACAUCGGUGUGGUAAACUUCCUAGUAUCCAGCGAAUAUAAUGUUAACGAAAGAAAUGAAUGCGGCAAGUCCCCUCUUCAUGCAGCAUGUUACAAUGGCAACAUGGAUAUCGUGAAAGUUCUCGUUCAGCACAACGCUAAUGUCAAUGAACAAGAUGAUGAUGGAUGGUCACCACUCCAUGCUGCUGCACAAGAAGGACACCAAGACAUAGUCGAUUUCCUUGCGUUGAAUGGAGCAGACAAGAACGUGAAGGACAUAGAUGGUUUUACACCCCUUCACGCAGCUGUAAAUGCCGGCCAUAUAAAUGCAAUAGAAGGCAUCGCAUCAUGUUUACAUGACCCUGAUGAAGAAGAAACAGGAGAUCCACGAACCGGAGGUCACCAGAAUAUCAGCAAUAGAGGAUAUGUGACGGUAACACUGAAUAAUGUAGACACGCAUUCACGUGGAACGUUAACAUCUCAGGUAGACAAUGAAUGGGAGGGGAAUGACUGCAUUCAAGCUGAUAUUACGAAGAGAGGAGCUGGUGGACUUUCCUUGCAGAAUCUUUCCACAAGGACCCAUGGUGCUGAAAAAGAUGCAACUGAUCCAAACGAAAACGAAUACCGCUACCAACGUAGAGGUGACCCGAAUAAGGAAGAUACCGGACAUCCACUAUCCGGGGGCCACCACAGUGGUGCCAAACAUCUCGCCACAAGAGGUUGCACAAAGAAGAAGAAGGUGAAACAAAUUAAGGAAGUAGACACAAAGUCACGUACAGGACAGUUAGCAUUAAAGGUAGAGAAUGCAGAAGAUGGUGAUGACUGCAUUAAAGCUGAUAAUGCGAAGAGAGUAGCCGAUAAACCCUCCUUGAAAAAUCUUCUCACCAGGGUUGAUGAUGAUGGAAAAAGUGGCAGAGAAGAACACAAUCCUUUCAGUCAUGCUAAGCUGAAAUAUCCUGACAUAGGUAAACAAGAUCCAAUGCUACAUCAGAUGGAAGCAAUAACGUGCCCCGCUACAAGAACGAAAGACACCAAAAAAAAAAAAAGACACGGACUGGUCUCCCCCGCGUGGACCUCAGACAUGGCAACACAGCGGAUUUGA